ACCAAGGAACUCAAAUCCGUGAAGCCAUGCAGCCCUCGAUCAUCUUGUUAUUGGCUCUUGUCGGCAUCGCUGCCGUUCAGGCUACACCCUAUUGGGGCGGUUUCUAUGGUAACGGAUACGGACUAGGCCAUGGACGUCUAUUCGGAGGUAUCGAUGGUCUCUACGGAGGGUAUAGCGGUCUCUAUGAUGAUGACUAUGGCUACGGCGGCCUUGGGUACGGUGGUCUUGGUUACGGAUAUGGCAGUCUUGGUUACGGGGGUUACGGAUACGGUGGUCUUGGAUAUGGCAGACAUGGAUUCGGAGGAUUUGGGUACAGGAGGUUCUACCCCAAAUAUGGAUUCGGAAAGAAGAGUUAUUACUGAAACUAAUUAUCAGCGCUACAGUCCAAAGAACAAUGCCGUUCAUCUUGUAAUCAGUUUGUGUGUGACAUGUAAACAUUUUGAGUUGAAUUAAUAAACAUGCAAAA
This is a messenger RNA of Dreissena polymorpha, 466 nucleotides long. RefSeq names its product neuropeptide-like protein 31. The record is from RefSeq and is a predicted model, not a curated record. Lineage: Eukaryota; Metazoa; Mollusca; Bivalvia; Myida; Dreissenidae. Bases 27 to 362 code for a protein of 111 amino acids. The transcript is spliced from 3 exons.